Molecule: messenger RNA, 726 nt
Organism: Magallana angulata
Lineage: Eukaryota; Metazoa; Mollusca; Bivalvia; Ostreida; Ostreidae
Exons: 7
Biological process (GO): mitotic intra-S DNA damage checkpoint signaling; double-strand break repair; replication fork processing
Cellular component (GO): Holliday junction resolvase complex; nucleus
Source: RefSeq, a predicted model, not a curated record
AUAAUUAUGGACAGCGAUGAAGAUGUUGAAGUUACAGGUACCCAUGCACCAAUCACAGGACUUGGGAGAGUGAAUCACAGCAUAUGUCGGACAGCUCAGAAGAUGAGAUCUGUUUACCAUCACUUAUACAGAACAUUAACAGAAUAUUUAAUACGCAUUGCUGAAAGAGAAAGAAAGAAACAAAUGGGAGGAUCUAUGGACUGUUUGCAGUAUUUGAUUUUGAUGUUGGAUACCCGAAUUGUAAACUCUGGAGGGCAUGGAGUGGCCAUAUUUAUGGCAUGUGAAGCGCUAGGGAUACAGUACAUCACUAAAGAACAGACUGUACCAUUCAGUAUCACAUGGAACAGACAAGUCACCAGUAUCAAUGUAUCCAGGGAAAAUCAGGUUGAAACGGUGAAAUCCGAGCACAUGGAGGAAGAUGUUCUUGUGUUACUCCCAGUCGCUUACUUUGUAAAUUUUGUACAGAAUCAUAAAAAGUGUGGCAGCGAAUUAGAAGGCGGACCAACUCUAACAAGUUAUGUACAGACUGUCAAACAGCAUUUACCUAAUUCUAUUUUAUCAUUUGUGGUCAUAGGGAUGGAAAAAUAUUUUAGGGAUCAGAAAACUAAGGUACAAAGGAAGCACAGAGCAGCAGUGUUAUCCAGUGAGAGGGUGACUCCAUGUACGGACAGCGACCAUGGGUCUGUUCAUCGUCUGGAUGUCGAAGAGUAUAACUAUUGGAAGUAA